CGUCUCACACUCAGCUUGUUUCCUGUACAGUCGUCAUUCGCUCUGCACCAUCAACAACAUGGCUAUACGCAGAAAAGACAGCUUCCUCUGGGGGAGAGCUCCACCGAAACUCCCCCCAGGUGAGAGGAGGCAGAGUGACACCGUCAAGACUCACAAGUUUGAGCUGCUGGAUGACAUUCAGCUAAGGUUGGAGAUCAGUCACAUCAUUCCCGAUAUCCACAGCCCUGAACUGAAGGAGCAGAAUAAAAACGUUGUGAGAAACAGGAGAUUCCUACGUGGGAAAAAGAAAUUCAACAUGGACCCCAAAAAGGGUGUCCAUUACCUGGUUGAAAACGAACUGCUCGAAUGGCGAGCAGAGCCGGUGGCUGAGUUUCUUUACAAAGAGGAAGGACUGAACAAAACCGCUAUUGGCAACUUCUUGGGUGAAAGGGAGGAAAUGCAUCUGAAGGUACUGAAAGCCUUUGUGGGCCUGCAUGAGUUCUCAGACCUGAAUCUGGUGCAGGCGCUGAGGCAGUUUCUGUGGAGCUUUCGUCUCCCGGGAGAGGCUCAGAAGAUUGACAGGAUGAUGGAGGCGUUUGCAACUCGCUACUGCGACUGUAACCCAGGGGUCUUCCAAUCCACAGACACAUGCUACAUCCUGUCUUUUGCCAUCAUCAUGCUCAACACGAGUCUCCACAACCCCAACGUGAAAGACAAACCCAGUCUGCAGCGAUUUGUCUCCAUGAACAGAGGAAUCAACAACGGGGAGGACCUGCCCACCGAGCUGCUCACGAAACUGUAUGCGAGCAUCCGUAGCGAGCCAUUCAAAAUCCCAGAGGAUGACGGGAACGACCUCACGCUGACGUUUUUUAAUCCGGACAGAGAGGGCUGGCUGCUGAAAAUGGGUGGUCGAGUUAAAACCUGGAAGAGAAGGUGGUUCAUUUUGACAGACAGCUGCUUGUACUACUUUGAGUACACCACAGACAAAGAUCCAAUUGGGAUUAUUCCUCUGGAGAAUUUGUGUGUCAGGAAGCUUCAAGACACGAGCAAGUCGUAUUGUCUGGAGUUAUAUAACCCCAAAGGACAAAAGAUCAAGGCCUGCAAGACGGAAAACAAAGGCAGAGUGGUGCAGGGUAAACAUCAGUCCUAUAAGCUCAGUGCAGCCAGCGCCGAAGAACGGGACGCCUGGAUAGAGGCGAUCAGGGCGAGCAUCACCAAAGACCCUUUUCAUGACCUGGUGACUCUACGAAAGAGGAAGCUCAUCAGCAACACUUCCUCAUAGGACAGAAACACCGGACAUCAGAGGAAACUGUUUUGAUCCCGGAUCGUACAGCAUUUCUCAGAAGUGUACAAAUUAGGAACGAACACUUGUUAAAGUGAAAAUGAGAAAGAGUUUUGGCCUGGCUUCUGCAAACUGCACGCACUAUUGCACCGACUGGUCCAUGCCCCAACUGGAGUCUGAUUGGCCACUUCAGCAGUCCCCUACUAGAGUCAGAAGAAGAAGAAGUCGACUUCUUCAUACCAAAGAUGGAUUACUGAACGGGCCUGCUGUGUGCAGGUCCAACGCCUCUUCGACCAACCCUCUGCAUCAAGUGAUUUUUAACAUUUGUUGUGGGGACAGAAAAUGCAAAAGAAACCCCAAAACAUGACAGAUGGACAGGAAAAUAACCACAAACCAAGGUGAAACUACUAAAAGGGACACAAAAUGACCCCAAAAGACAAAAAAUGACCAUAAUAUGAUGGAAAAUUAAUAAAAAUGACUACGAAGAGAAGCAGAAUUACUAAUAUAAAUGGAUGUGAAAUGACUAAAGACAGAAAUUAUUAAAAAAAAGAAAGGAAAACAACGGUAAAGUGAGGCAAAACUUUCAAAAUUAGACAAAAUGACUGAAAGGGACACGAUACCGCGACAAAGAGAUGUGAAAUGACAUUAAUGGGACACAAAAUGACCUCAGACACAAAAUGACUAAAAUGGGACACAGAUGACUAAAAGACAUGCAAAACAAGUGACAGCAAAAUGGGAUGCGAAAUGACUAAACAAGACAAGAAAACGACAACAGAGAGAUGCAGAACAACUAAAAAGGGACAUAAAACACCACACAGUAACAUGCAAACCCCAAAAAUGGAUGCAAAAUGAAGCGAAUGGUGUAAAAGUCAAAAUUAAAAUGGUUGCUGAUUGGAUCAGUUGGAGAAAAGUAUGUAGCACUUUGUAAAUCCUGCUCUGGAUGUUUUCACUGGAGACUUUUUAAUUACUCAUCAAAUCAUGUCAAUUCAGCUCUUUUUCCUCUUCACAAAUAUCAGCUUUUACAGUACAGACCUUCAUGACUAAUAUAUUGUUGUAAAUAAAGUCUAAAAGUAGGUAAAGCUAAAAAAAAAAAAAAAAAAGUUUUUAAUAUAACUUAUGAAUACAUUGAAAUUGUACAGUAUAUUUUAAUAAGCUUAAACAUAUUUGAAUUAGUGUUUUUAUGACUGUAUGUAUAAUUUAACAACUUCACUUCUGAUUGCAGAAUCAAACUACUUGUGAAAAUAAACUGGCUGAUAGUGAA
This is a messenger RNA of Centropristis striata (black sea bass), 2522 nucleotides long. Its product is annotated as cytohesin-2-like. Lineage: Eukaryota; Metazoa; Chordata; Actinopteri; Perciformes; Serranidae. The coding region runs from base 59 to 1261 and encodes 400 amino acids. The transcript is spliced from 13 exons. The record is from RefSeq and is a predicted model, not a curated record. Gene Ontology annotation, biological process: regulation of ARF protein signal transduction. Gene Ontology annotation, molecular function: guanyl-nucleotide exchange factor activity.